Molecule: messenger RNA, 6558 nt
Organism: Lethenteron reissneri (Far Eastern brook lamprey)
Lineage: Eukaryota; Metazoa; Chordata; Hyperoartia; Petromyzontiformes; Petromyzontidae
Product: filamin-A-interacting protein 1-like
Source: RefSeq, a predicted model, not a curated record
GGAGCGAGCGUACUUGAGGCUGCGUCGUCGCACGCGCGCGCCAGUCCACGGAACGCUCGUAUUUAAAUUCCGUCUGCGGGACAGAGGCUGCCAAGGCUCUGAUACACUCCCGUGGCUGCCGCGCUGAAUCCACAAUCGCUCUCCGCGUCUCUCUCCGUCCGUGCUGAGGCCAGCGAAAAAAUAAAAAGCUCACACAAGCGUCCGAGAGCCGCCUCCUGCGAGCCAAACGGCUUUCGUUCCGUCCGGGGGACGGCCCUCUCCUCCGAUUAGUCCACCGGGAAGCGGCGGGCGGUGGACAGACAGGGGAGUCGUCGUUGACGCGAUUCUUCUUGAAGCGGAAGAAGAAAAAAACAACGGACUCGACCGUCCCUGCCGUUAAUUUGCACCGAAGCAAAGCGUAAACAUUUGGCCCUCCCGAUAAACAUUUAACGUCUCCUGGCGCCGAACCAAAAUGUGUUUUUGAUCUACUUCAGCUGCAGAGCCUCUCACUUGAUUCCUGGCUCCCGAGGCGACAAGGAGUACAAGCGGCAGGGACAGGAGCGACAGCACGGGAGACGAGAUUUGUACGAUUGCUUUUUUUUUACAAGCGGUCUUUUGCCCUUAGAGGGAGUUUGGCAACAAAAUCGUUAGAACUGUGUCUAGAAACAAGGACGUCUUCUCCCGCCAAGGCCAAGAAUAAACAAAAAAAACCGCUUCUCCAAAAACAAGCCUCAAAGGACAAGCGUGGUGGACACACCGGGGCGGAUCAAUGUCGCGGACUUAAAUGUUCGGCAGAGCCGAGCGCCGCGAGCAGACGCGCGUGGAGGCAGCGUGGACUCACAGGUAACAAUGAGAUCAGGAAGCGGUAACAACCAGAGCCGAAGCAACAGCGCGGAACGGGAGAACGGGUGCGGCGAGCUGCCGGGCUCGGGGCCAGGAGGAGGAGGAGUGGACGCUCGCGACAACGCAGCGCCGGCUCCCCGAGACCACCGCGCCGGGACCAUGAGCGGCCGCGAGAAGGCGGCGGCGGUGCCGGAGGGGACUCCGGGGCCAGCCAAGCAGCGGCACGCACGCAAGGGGGGCGAGCUGAGCAAGAAGGACCUCCUGUGCCUGCUCAGCAUCUUGGAGGGGGAGCUGCAGGCGCGGGACGAGGUGAUCGCCGUGCUGAGCGGACGCGGCGUGAGCGGCCGUCAGCUGGAGGCGCGCUACGGCACCCACGAGCCGGCGGCGGCGCUCUCCGCCCUGCACCUGGCCGCCACGCAGGCCCACGAUGCGGGGCCAGCGACGACUGUCUACGAGAAGGCCUCCGCCGGGCUGGAGCGCAUGGUGGUGCGGCAGAAGGAGACACACCGGCGCAUGCUGGAGCAGCUGCUGGUGGCCGAGCGGUGCCACCGACGCACGCUCUGCGAGCUGGAGGAGGAGCGCAGGAAGCACGACGACUACAUGGCCAAGAGCGACGACUUCACCAACCUCCUGGAGCAGGAGCGCGAGAGGCUGAAGCGAGUGCUGGAGCAGGAGCGCUCGUACCAGCAGCGCAAGGAGGCGGAGCACGCGGCCAGCGCCAAGAGGCUCGGCGAAGACGCGUCCAAGCUGCGCGCCCUCGCCCUGCUCCUCGCCGACGAGCAGCAGAGCUCCAACGAGGAGCUCCGCCAGAGGGAGCAAGAGGUGCGGGACCUGUCCCUGGAGCUGGCGCAAGCGCGAAGCCGCGUGCACGAGGCGGCGCGCACGCAGCAGGAGGAAAGCGGACGUGCGCAGCGCCUGGAGGCCGAGUUGGAGGAGCAGACCACGCGCUUCUACCAGGAGCACGAGGAGAUGACGGCCAAGCUUGCCAACGAGGAGGCCCACGGGCGGCAGCUGAGGCAGAGGAUGGCGGGGUUGGCGCAGCGCGUGGAGGAGCUGGAGGAGGCCAACCGGGGCCUGCAGAGGGCCGAGGAGGAGCUCAAGCGCGCCGAGGCCGAGAUCAACGAGCUGCGGCAAGCGCAGGGCAACCAGGACGGGAUGGCGGCCGAGCUGGAGACGCUGCGCAAGCGGCUCCUGGAGAUGGAGGGCAAGGACGAGGAGAUCCAGCGCGCCGAGGCGCACUCCAAGGAGCUGCGCGAGCGGCUGCAGGAGGAGGAGCGCCGCGGCGCGGAGCUGAAGGGCGAGGUGGGGCAGCUGCGGCAGCGGGUGGUGGAGAUGGAGAAGGGCGAGGAGGCCCUCGGCCGCAACAGGGUGGAGUGCGAGCAGCUGCGGUGCGAACUGGAAAAGGAGCAGAAGCUCUCGAAGGAGCUCGGCGGGCAGCUGGAGGCCCUCAAGUGCCGCAUGAGGGAGCUGGAGGCCAUGGAGGGCAGGCUGAGCAAGACGGAGCAGGCCAUGCGCGACGACCUGGCCAAGCUGAAGUCGUUCGCCAUCGUGCUGGCCGAUGAAAGGAAGACCACGGCCGAGAGGCUGAAGCAGGAGGAGCAGAAGCUCCAGGAGGUCACCAGGCGGAUGAAGGACGAGCAGAGCAAAGUGAACGAGGUCACAGAGAAGCUCAUCGACGAGAGUAAAAAGUCUCUGAAGAUGAAAGCGGAGCUGGAGGAGAAAAAUUCACUUUUAUCCAAAGAACGCGAUGAGCUCAAAAGCAAGCUGAAGGUGGAGGAGUCUCGAGCGAGUGAGCUCACGUCCAGGAUGAGCAAGCUGAAGGACAGGUUAGCGGACAUGGAUGACGAUGGGAACGAUCGCGUGGGGAUGAAGCCUUUGCUCUUCAAUGCCAGAUUAGCGAGGUGCGCGGACGACGACAGCAACAAGGUGAUGGAGCUGACGCAGGAGAUUGACAGGCUCAAGGCCCGCUUGAAGCAGCUCGAGGUGGUGGAGGAUGACCUCAUGAAAACGGAGGAUGAGUACGACGAGCUGAAACGGCGCUACCGGAGCGAGCAGGACAAAGCGCAGCUCCUGUUCCAGCAGCUGGAGGAGGCGAAGACGCAGAUCGCGCGGGGGAAGGCCGCCGAGAGAGGCGACCUGAGCAGUGCCGAGGAGCACGAAUUCAGGGCGAGGCUACGCCAGGAGGAGACCAAGUCCAGCCACCUGGCCAGCGAGGUGCAGGCGCUGAAGGAGAAGCUGCACGAGCUCAUGGCGGCGGAGGAUCACUUGGCGCAGUUUCAGGAUGACUUUGCGGCCGUGCAGAAGAGGCUCAUGCAGGAGGAGAGCAGGAACCACGAUUUCGCUGCUGAGGUCGAGAGCCUGACCAAAGAACUCGACCGAUUCAAGCGGUACGGGCGCGCGCUGCGACCGAGCUUAAACGGCAGGAAGCUUAUCGACGUCCCAGUGGCGACAGCCGCCGUGCAGACGGACGCCAGCUUGAUGGACACGAUGAACGGCGAGGAGGAUAACGUGUCCUCGUUCAUUCAGAAAACGAUGCAGGAGGAAAACCACAUCAUGAGCAAUCUUCGCCAGGAGAGGAAGAGCUUCGGCGACUGCCCAUCGCUGCACGGGCGUUUCACCUCGACUUCAAGCGACAUGAAUCAGCGCAAGUCCUUCAUUCCGUGGAUAAAGAAGAGGGAACUUAUUCAGCAAAACGGCGAGAACAAGCCACAGAUGAAUGGCCACGUGCCGCAGCACGGGGAGAUGGUGCUGUCCCACAAACAGGGUCAGCCCCUCCACAUCCGCGUCCGGCCCGACCACCAGCACAACACGGCCAUGCUGGAAAUAACGAGUCCCAGCACGGAGGACAUCUCCUACACCACUACUGCCACCAUCCCGACGUCCGGCUUGCAGAAACCAAGGAUCACCAUCCUGCCCAAUUCUGCAAUAAUCUCAUCGAGGGGCGGCCAAAGGCACAGCGUGGACAAGGCAACGGUGCUGGCGGCGCCGGAGCGAGCGUCGCCCGUGGUGAUCGCGACCAUCGCGCGCAACAGGUCGCCGGACAGCUCCGGCUCGUCCUCGCCCGAGCGGCCGUCCUCCCCCAUCCAGAUCGUGGCCAUGUCGGCGACCGCAGACCACCUUCUCUCGCCGGAGCCCGUGGAAAUCGUGGCGGGGAAGCCCACCAUCUUCCGCGUGUCUCCGGAGAAGCCCACGGCUACGCGGACGCCAUCGUUCAAAGCCCUCGGCUCGGGCAGCUCCAUCAUAACCACCGAGGACAACAAGAUCCACAUCCACCUGGGAUCCCCGUACCGGCGGCAGCACGGCUCGCCGGCCGAGGGCGGCCACCCCGGCGGGCCCUCCGGUGCGGCCAUCACGCUCGUGGCGACGGAAAAGAAGGAGAUGAUCGCCACGGGAACCAUCCUGCGCAGGCCCGGAGGUCACGGCAUGGCCAAAGGGUCACUGUCCGCCGCUGCCAGCAGCAAAGUGACCAGCAGCAUCACGAUCACGCCGUCCAGCGGAGGCAGCCAGCUCUCCAGAACCUCCCUGCCCUCGGACUCUCAGGCGCAUAGGCCCGGCGUCUCCACGCGCAUCCCCGUGCCGCGCAGCGUCCGAGCGGGAAAGAGCAUCGCGGCCGGCUCGGUGCCGGCGGGGUCCUCGGCGGGCGGGCGCCUGGAGGCCGGGCAGCCCGUGCGCAUCGAGCUCAAGAAGCCGAAUGUCUAUGGCGGCCUCGCCGGCUCUGCCGGCAAAAACUAGCGAGGGGGCCACCGUCGAUGCCGCUUGCUGAAGGCGGGGAUAAUGUUUGAAGACAGCGGGGGUGCCUAUGGUGAAAACGGCAAGAGGAAAAUCAAACACCACUGGAGUAACGUUCACACGCAACGUUCUCCAGACGACCGUCAGAACAGCUGCUGGGGCUGCGGGGGGCGGAUGGAGUGACCAAAUCCUGCUGUUUUCUUUUUUAUUAUUAUUAUUUUUCAUGUAAAAUAAAAAAAAAUCGUGAAUGUGUGGCCCAGGAGACGGCGGUCCGUAAUUAUGUUACAACAUUUCCUUCUCGUGUGGCUUACGGCCAGACCUGGCUAACUCAAUCAAAUAACGUCGCACCAAAGCCUGCAGAUCCUAAUGCAGCGUGACAUUGGAAGUACUGUUGUUUUUCAUUCUUCAUCAUUUUUUUUCUCUCCUUUGGAACAAUGUGUUAUAAUAUUGUACCAAGCAACAACUAGGUUUGUUUUAUCUUGGCUGCAGCAAAAAGUUUCGUUUUUUUUGUAAAAGUGCAGGGAGCUUUAUGUACACACUGAAUUUGCUGUGCUGUGUUCAUUGAACAAAAACGUGUAUUUUAUGUCCUGUGCCGAAUUUGCGUUACACAAUAUUCCGAAAAUAAAAGACCAGACAAUUGUAACAACAACAAAAACAUAAUCAGAUCACUAUUUGCAAGCCCUGCAUUGAGCACCGUGUUUUGCUUGUUUGAAUUUUAUCAACAAAAAUAAAACUUCCUUUACACAUUGCAGGUAUUCUGCUGCCGGUGGGGAUUGUCAAGUGUUCUUGUAAAUAAAUAAACUCCCAAAACUUUCCCCACGACGGUUACACUUCUACCACUGAAACGUACGCGUUUUAAAAUCAAUUCUUAACCCGUCAAACGCAUCCGUACACGUUGGACCGCAUUGUCAGAGCAACAGGAAAACAGAGUCAUUUUCAUUCCUUCCCGCUGUAAAAUUCACUUAUUUCCUGAGAAACUGACUUGGUCUCUUGGCACGUUGGCUCAGAGGCUCUAAAAUUGGGUAGAGUAUCUGCCACCAUGUGAUUUGUACUGAGAAGAGCUCCCGGUGCCAAUUCCCAGAAUGCUGUCACAGCCAAAAUAUUCAGGGACAAUGCACUGCUGAAAUUACAGAUGCCCCCCCCCCCUUUUGUAGAAUUAAUAAGUUAUAUACCGUAAAUAUACAGCACCUGAUUGCUAUAUGCACACACAUGCAUUGGCUGCCUUACCUUCUUAUGGUGCUAUGCAUUGACCUUUUUUUAGCUUUUAAAACACGAAUUGUCAAUCCCUCUGUAUGUAAAGGACGUCCUAUCUGUACUGCGUUGUUUUUUUUCGCGGUUGUGCUGUGUAGUUCUCUUACUUGUUUUUGGGGUUGUACCGCGAGCUGUUCGAUGUGACGUCCAACGUUUCACUCCACGUCUGGAACUGAAUUCAAAAGCUCCUAACACGUGGAGUGAAUCGUCGGACAUCGUGUCGAACAAUAUACCGGCCUACAACCAGAAAACACAUCAGAGAACUAUGUCCUCUCUGCAUCUGUGGGGGGAGGCUCCUGGAUUAAUUUAUGGUGUAAAUAUUCAAGCAUCGGAGGGUGUAGCCAAGUGCGGCCGUGCACACCUGUAACGCAGUUGCUCGGCGGCAGGGGUUAGCGGAUCGUCUAGCGAUGGGAGCACUGUGUCUGUACUAAUAUGUCUAUCACUGAUCACCUACUGGUGUGUCACAGGGGUGAUGAACAGGCUUUUACGGGAGGCAGAACAGCCACUACGGCCCAUGCAAGUGAGGAAGGCAAUCCCUACUGCUAGAAAGGCAAGAAGGGGAACAGAACGAUGAUUUUUUUUCCUGCCCUCUCAACAACACUCGAAUCUAUUUGCUUUUCACGCAGACAAUAAUUUAGCGAUGUUAAAACCGUUACCGCGCAAUAUCCAUUUGGUUAAACGUUGUAAUCCUACAAGACCAACAUGUACACAUUGCUCAUCACUUACGGUGCAAUAAAGUUUUUCCCCAUUUUUCUG